AUGGCCCCUCGCGGACGUGGAGGAAAAUUCAGCAAACCCACCCGUGGCGGUGGCAAGCAUUAUAGCCGUGAUAUCCAGCCGUUAGACAAGGACGGAAACCCUAUUGGGAUGUGGAGGGACCCGAACGAUGACCCUCUUUCCUCCGAAGAGGAAGACGACGAUGAAUCUGAGGAAGAGUCUGAAGAUGAAGCAGGCCCUUCUAAUGAACUAGCAGGGGAAAUGACCCGCGAACAGCGCAAAGCGGCUGCCAAAGCUCGAAAAGAGGCCGCCAUCGCCAAGAAAAGCCAGGUGGCGGCGGCUCCUGGAGACCUACCGCCGUCUGAGAGUGAGGAGGAAUCCGAUGAGGAUAUGCCAGCGAAUCCUAAUCAUACUGCAAAGUCGCGCUCGCAGGCAGCUGACGCGAUUAAUGGAGCACCUGCACCUAGGGCCCCAGGAGAACUCUCCCGCCGUGAGCGUGAAGCGAUCGAAGCCCAGCAGGCUCGAGAGCGAUACAUGAAACUCCAUGCCGAGGGGAAGACAGAUCAAGCUCGGGCUGAUCUGGCGCGACUAGCCCUUGUCAAAGAACGACGCGAGGCAGAAAAGGCCCGAAAACAGGCCGAAAAGGAAGAACGUGAGGAGAGAGAGCGUGAGAAGGCAGAACAAAAAGCAAAGGAGGCCAAACUCCGCGAUGCCGCGAUGGGAACAAGUGGCAAAGGAGGUAAGAAGGUUGGAAAGAGCAAAUGA
Uncinocarpus reesii 1704 is the source of this 723-nucleotide messenger RNA. RefSeq lists its product as uncharacterized. NCBI's taxonomy places the organism in Eukaryota, Fungi, Ascomycota, Eurotiomycetes, Onygenales, Onygenaceae. The transcript is spliced from 3 exons. Gene Ontology annotation, cellular component: cytosol. The record is from RefSeq and is a predicted model, not a curated record. Gene Ontology annotation, molecular function: RNA binding. The coding region runs from base 1 to 723 and encodes 240 amino acids.